Bactrocera neohumeralis is the source of this 7313-nucleotide messenger RNA. RefSeq names its product GTP-binding protein Di-Ras2. Gene Ontology annotation, molecular function: GDP binding; GTPase activity; GTP binding. Gene Ontology annotation, cellular component: plasma membrane. Lineage: Eukaryota; Metazoa; Arthropoda; Insecta; Diptera; Tephritidae. The transcript is spliced from 5 exons. Gene Ontology annotation, biological process: signal transduction. The record is from RefSeq and is a predicted model, not a curated record. The coding region runs from base 898 to 1617 and encodes 239 amino acids.
UUUGACAUCAACUAGUUAAGCAUAUUUUUCAUAACAUAUGAUCUGCUAAAUUUAACUAUUUGUUUUUCUCCUCCAACAGCAUACACUUGCUGCUGGCAAUGCCAUACACAAAGUUCCCUCAAUGUAUAACAGUUUCGACACAGGUGGGAUAUUUCAUUUGCUCUGCGCCUAAAAACAAACCAAUAAAUGUGUCAAACAGAGAAUGCAAUUUCUUGCUGCUUCUUCCCGUUUCGUACGCGUAUCGUGUGUGUUGUACUUUUCCUCAUCGUCGUUGUUGAAAUUAAAAAUCUAUUGUUUUUAACUUCAUACAUUUUCUGUUUUUCGAACGAACACAAAAGCACAAAACAACGAAAUUGUUUCUUCCUCGUAAUCGCCGACAACGUAAAAUCGUUAAAUUACUCGAAAAUGUGGCCCAAACGAAUUGUGAACAACGAAUUUUUCGCCGUGUGUCGGUUGUGAAUCUCGGAACAAACGAAUAAACGAACAAAUCGACAAAAGAAAAAUUAAUCGAGUCAACUUUUAGGCGUAUAUACGUCAGCUGAAAGCUGAAAUCUGCAAGCUGCUAAUGUGCGGCAUGAUAAACAAAAUUCAAAAGAUGGCAAGCAUUAGCUGAAGUGAACAAAUUUAAAGCGUGUAUAAGAACAACAGAAACAUAGUAAAUAAUUUUAUUAAAAAGUAAUUUAAGUAAAUUAUUGAAAGCAAACAGUGUUUUAUAAAGCAGAAAGAAAGCAAGCAAACACGGGCGAUACUUGCUUUACUUUCACAAAAGCUUUUCGAAACUCCCGUUGUACAACGUCUCAACGCCUCAACGCCUUCACCGACACCAACAACUAUUGCCUUUGGCAAACUACCGCAUCGCUAGUCGAAUUGUAACUCAGCAUCUGAGCAGUUGUCACGAUGGCCGAUAAAGGAAAGGAACCCCCCAAAAAUACGGAACAAAAGAACCAAGUGACCCGCGCCAUGCCCGAACAGAGCAAUGACUAUCGUGUUGUUGUGUUUGGUGCCGGUGGUGUGGGUAAGAGCUCGCUGGUCUUACGUUUUAUUAGGGGCACCUUCCGCGAAACGUACAUACCGACCAUUGAGGACACCUAUCGGCAGGUGAUUAGUUGCAAUAAAAAUAUUUGCACACUGCAAAUAACGGACACAACAGGCUCACACCAAUUUCCGGCUAUGCAAAGACUGUCGAUAACCAAGGGUCACGCGUUCAUAUUGGUCUAUUCGGUGUGCUCCAAGCAGAGUUUAGAGGAGCUGCGACCAAUUUGGCAGAAUAUUAAAGACCUUAAGGGGCCGGACGUAGUCAAUAUACCGGUGAUGUUGGUGGGCAAUAAGAACGAUGAAAGCACUGAGCUACGUGAGGUGACACAAGCCGAGGGGCAGGCACAGGCCACCGCCUGGGGCAUAUCGUUUAUGGAGACAUCGGCCAAAACCAAUCACAACGUCACCGAAUUAUUUCAGGAGCUGCUCAACAUGGAAAAGUCGCGCAUAGUGUCGCUGCAGUUGGAUGUCAAAAAGCAUAAGAAGCAGAAGAAGGAGAAGAAGGUCAAAGAGAGUAAUGGUGCUAUACCGGAAAACGGCGAGGGAGCAGCCGGUGCCAAGGAGAAAUGUCAACUCAUGUAAGGCUGUCAGCGUGUAGCGUAACGUCUUCACGCGUCAACUGCGCUUAGCAGAAGUAACGGUGUUGUUGGAGUUAGUGAAUGAAUGGCCGCGUUGAAAGCCCAACUUGCGCCUUACCGGAAAAUGCAAGUGUUGGUAAAAGCGCCAGCGGCACUCGGGCAAGCUUGUUGACAAUUAUACUCGUUUUGAAUUCACUUCAAAUUAGCUUUAAAAACAAAACAAUUUUAACUUAUACUCAAAUGUUACAUAUUUUAGCUAUUUAUUUAUAUUUAAUAGUAAUUUAGGCUAAUCAAGUGCAUAUUACACAAUUAUUUAAGCAUUAUAGGUGUAUAUACCUAUAUAUGUAUAUACAUAUAUACAUUAUAUAUACUGCAUAUAGCUGCAUGUAGAGUGCAUUUGUAAAUUUUCAUAUAUGUUGUUAAGAUUUAUUAGAGCAAACCAAAGAGAUUUUCAGGGGCCAUUUCACAAUUACAUAGAAAUACAAAAUAAUUUUUGCACACCGAGUGGUGAAGGAAGUGCACGUAAAGAAAAAAUGCGUGAAAAAUACAUUGAUCUACAUAUGUACUUGCAGAGAAGUUUGCUAAAAGUUCAUAAAUAUUUUUAUUUUUCAAAGCAAGCUCUCAAUGCGCCAAGAAACUAAAAUUAAUAUAUAGCGUCAUUUCAUUGAGUCUUUAUUGCAGAGCGCAAGCCGGCAAAGAUUUUGAAUUCCGCUUUCUCCAGCAUAGAAAUUAACACUUUAAAUAAUUUUUACAAAUAUUAUUAUUUUUUAGAUGAGAUUUUUCCAAAAAAAAAAGUUUACAAAUAUUAUUAUUUUUUAGUUGCAAUUUUUCCAAAAAAAAAGUUUACAAAUAUUAUUUUUUUAGAUGUAAUUUUUCCGAAAAUUAAAAACAAUAUAAUAGUGCCAAUCGACUGCCGUGAACUGUAGAGCUUUCAAAUCGAUAGUCGAAGCUAUUUUUCUUCAAAUUUAUUUUCUAUUUUUCUGAAAAUAGAGCGCCUUUCAGUCAAAAAACCAACAAUUUCGUUUACAAAACUACUGAAAAACUGUGCCAUCAAUUUAAAUCCACUUGAAUAAUAUUUAUGUGGAGCCAUAUCCAAGAUUUAAGUAGAGAUUAUUCUAAAUUUUUCUAAAUAUUUUUUCUAAAUAUUUUAUUCAAUAAUUAAAUUUCCAAAAAUUUGUUUUUUAAUAUUUUAUUUAACAAUUAAUAAUUAUAUUAAUACAUUUUUAUAUCAGUAAAAUUAUGCAAUCAAUAUUUUUGUUCCAAAUGUUCAUAUUAUUAUAUUUUAAGGCAUACCUUUAGGCGAGCAUAAACUUGAAAGAGAUGUUUGAUCAGUCAUACGUCUAUUUCUGCCCUUUUCUCUCUUUUUGCGAGAUCUAUGAAGAGUUUCUCCUAUGAUUUUCAAAAUUUUUAAAAACAAUACAUAUAUAACUUAAUGAUUGAUACUUAGUACAUUAACACGUUAUUGUACCAAGAAAAUCAUGCAAUCAAUAUUUUUGUUCCACAAGUUCAUAUUAUUAUACAUUAAGGCAUACUUAUAGGCGAGGAUAAACAUGAAAGAGAUAUUUGCUCAGUCAUCCGCCUAUUUCUGCCCUUUUCUCUCUUUUUGUGAGAUAUAAGAAGAGUUUCUUUUAUGGUUUUCAGAAUAUUUAAAACAAAUUUAAAGAGGUUUUUUAACUAUUUUUCAAAAAUACAUAAUUAGUGUAAUUAUUAAUACUUACAUAUUUAAUUUAUUUAUUAAUGCUUACAUCAAUACAUUAUUAUACCAAAAAAAAUAUUUUUGUUCCACAAGUUCACUUUUUUCACAGCACCUCAUAUUAGUUAAGCAUUUUAAGGCAUACUUAUAGGCGCGUGACAUUUUUAAGGAAUAAACAUGAAAGAGUUAUUUAGUCAAUUGCCCUCUCUUUCUCACUUUAUUUAUAUAUAAUCAAGUAAAUAAUAAAGUUUAAUCCAAACGCUAUAAACUUUUCGGUUACAAUAACGUUCGUCGUGCGCCAUUUUUCCAACUUGAUACUCAAAAAAAAUUAAUAAUUCUAUUAUUUUGCAAGAGGAUGCCAUAUUUCUUAGAUUUACUACACGUGCUUGACGCUGUAUUCAAAAUUGGGCUAAGUGGUUGGUUUUUAAGAAAAGUUUUAACUUCUGGGAAAGCUGUAAAUUAGCUUCAAAUAUGUAUUAACGCGUGUCUAUAGUGUGGAAAAAAUUUAAAAAUUUUCUCCAAUUAUAACUUUACUUUUAAACAAAGCUUAAAUAUUGAUAAAUAUGAUUUCUUAGUAAUUUCUAGUUUAACUUUUGACUUAAAAUUCAUCGAAGAACUCACUAACAUCAAGACACAUACACACACACUUAUAAACAUACAUAUCAAAAUCUGCUGUACUUUUUUCUUCGUCAAAUCCUAACUAUUGUUUAACUCAAGUCGUUUGGAAAUUUCAUAAAACAACAAAAUUUCAAUAAAAUUUCGCUGAAAAUACUAGACAAACAUAUAUAAAUUUGUAUAUACUCGUAUAUAAUACAUAUGCACAUAUGUAUAUAGUGUGUUGCAGCUGUUUGCACAAAAAUUGGUAAAAUUAAAAAAAAAAUAUUUCUUGAUUUUUUAAACAAAAUUUUCUAUAAUAAUGUGCCAUAUUAUUUUUGUAUCUAAUGUAGGUAGCUUGCUUUAAUUAUAUACAGUUAAAAUGUGAUUCUUGUGUAUUUUUUUUUCUUAUUUUUUUUUUAUAUUUUUUUAAUAUUUUUAAUUUUUUUUUAAUUUUUUUUAUUUUUUGAAACCAAUUUUAAUAUAACAAUAUUGAUUUGUUAUCCGGAAAAUUUCCUGAAAUGCAGAUUUUUAAAUUUUCAUAUUUUUAUCUAACGCAACACACUAUGUAUGUAUUAAUUUUUAAUAUUAUUUAAUAUUUUUAUUAAAAAUCAUAUAUCGCUAUACAUUGACAAAAUCUACAAAUAUAUCUACCUAUAACUGUAUCUGUAUAUAUCCGAAACUGUAAACUAUAGAACAGCUCGCUAAACGAUAGAGAAUCUAUCUAAGUAAAUACAUAGCAGGAAAUGUACCGUUGUCUAUGUGCGUUUUUAAAGCACACACACAGCCAUACAUACACACAAAUGGUAUUUAAUCAAUAUAUGUAUAUAUAUACACAUACUAUGCAAUCAUAUAUAUCAUAAUUGAUACAAACAUAUACAAUAUACAUACAUAUACUUAUAUAUACAUAUAUAUAUAUAUAUACUACAUAUAAAUAGUGGCAAAUAAUUAACGUACAUACAAACCUAUAUAUACAUGAUAUACCUAAACGAAAUGACAUAGUUAUACUACAAUUACCAGUACUUACUACAAUUACUAACUGCAUCUGAAAGCCAAAAAAUUACUCUAAACAAAUAAAAGGAAAACAACAACAAAUCGUAAAAUAUUAUCAAAUACUUAGCAAUAAAUUAUACAUACAUACAUUAACUAUUACUACCACACAUAGCACAUCCUUAAGUAUUUUAUGUAAACACACACACACACAAGCAUAAGUGCACUGGCAUUCGGCCAGCAAGCAGAAGAAGUACCAAAGAAAAUUGAAGAAAUUUUACAAACAAAUAUGCAUAGAUAAAUAUACAGUUAGUAGUUGCAAUGGGCAAGUAAAUGUAUGAACAACGGUGCUUACAAGCAUGAAUAUACAUUAGGGUGUCCGUUAUUUUUCAAGUUGAUUUUUAUACCCUGAAGAGGGUAUAUUAAGGAUAUAUUAAUAAAACGCCAGAGACCCUACAAAAUAUAUAGCUAAAUGAUCAGCAUGGUGAGCAAAAUCGAUUUAGUGAUAUGCGCCUGUUUGUCUGUCUGUAUAUAUACGAAUUAAUUCCUUAGGUUUUGAAAUAUCGAUCUGAAAUUAUGCUCAAGCUGUUUUCUCCCCAAAAAGCUGCUCAGUUAUCGGAAUCGCCAAUAUCGAAUCACUAUAGCAUAUAUGGUGAAGUUGCCAUACAAAAUGGACGACACCAUGUCGGAUGAGUAACACAGAAUGUAUAAAUUACUUGAAUAAAUGAGUGAUUUCUACAUUCUGUGUUACUCAUACAGCAUGGUGUACUGUAUGAAUGAAAUACAUUCGAUGCAUAACUUUAACUGCCUAUAACUUUGAAAUAAGUAUUUUUAUUGAAAAAAUUAUUAAGAACUUUUUGUUGAGCGGGAAAUUUAGAAUAUUAUAGUUUCUGAGUCGUGCUUAUUUUCUUGUGAGUUAAAUUUAAUGCAAGCGAUCAAACAAUCCCUCGUAAAGUGUGUGGGAAAGUAAAAUUAUUGGUUUAAAUUGAAAAUAAGGAGCAUCUUAGCGUUAAAUUCUGUUUUUUGGAUCAAAACAGCAACUUGGGAAAUGACUGUCACCCUAAUGUACAUACACACACACACACGAACGCAUAUCUGAGGCAUAAUUUUCUUAUUUUUGGAUGCACUGCAACUGUUAGCCAUUUUAGUUUAGCGGGGUAAAAGGGUCAAAUGUACGAUUAACACAAACUAAAAUUUGCACACAUAUACAUGCAUACAUACAUACAUACAUACGAACUUUAUCAACUCAAAGGCUUGAAAAAGAAGUAAAAUUAGGUAAUUUGUACAUGUACACAUAUAUUUAUUUUUCUAAGCAGCACAGCAACAACAAAUUAACCCUACAUGCACACAAACACAUAUAUAUAUAUAUAUAUACAAGUACAUAAUACAUGCAAACAAAUUGAUUGCUACAAAAUACUCAAUAAUAUUUACUAAGUUUAAGCCGGUAACGACUUGCGUGCGGAGCCCCCGAUAAAAUUAGUAAAUAAUUCAAGAGAAUUACAUACAUACAUAUGUAUACCCUACAUACAUACAUACACACAAGUAUAUUUUUUAAAUGUAAGCAAACCAAUAGGUGAAUAAAGAAAGCUUUUAAGCUUUUACGGCUCUUAUACAGUUAAGUUAGGCGUAUCAAUAAUUUGUGUAAAUACGUAAAAUAACAACAAAAAGGUUAGCAAAGUAAAAUGAAAAAAUUAAGGAAACAACAUGUGUAAUACUUAUUUGCUGAAUUAACUAUUUAAAUGAAAAUCGAAAGAGUAAAACACUUAAAUUGAAAAAACAAAAACAAAAAACAAAAACAAAACACGCCUUGUGAGGUAAGAAUUGGAGUUUUUAAUUAAGAACUAAUAAGUACUGUUAUGCUAUUUUAAGCUGAAACUCAAAUUUUAUUAAUUGUUAUUCAUUAUUUGUGCUUUUCAAAAAGCAUUUUCAUGCAAAUACUUGCAAAGCAAUUUUUUUUUGUAUCUCUUAUAAAACUUAUUGUAGGUAAAAUGCAAUUUUUUUAGCAUUUAUGUUAAUUAAAGUGAAAUAAAUUAUAAAGGUAAACAAUUGAAUUGAAAUUUGCAAAGCUUUAAUUGUUAAUAUAAUACUAAAAUUAAUUAAAACAAAAAACAAAAAAAAAAAAAAUAAUGCUAUAUUAAUUAUACAUAAUGAAUUCUUUAUUCUUGAAGAAAACCAUUAAAAAAAUUAAUUAAUAAUAGUAAUAUUUAAACUUUUUUUUUGCGCUGAUUUAGGCAAAACUAGUUUGUAAGCAAGACAGUAAACAUCGAAAUAAAACCAAAAAAGAAUUAAAUAAUAAACAUAUAUUUUAUGAAUAAAUGCACCCGAUAUACAUACAUACAUAUAAGCAUACAUAUUUAAAGCGUAGUUUGAUUAAAUAUUGAUAAUUAAUAGAAGAGUGCUUUUUUCCCGUAUUCUAACGGAUA